Messenger RNA from Pelobates fuscus (common spadefoot toad), 924 nucleotides. Its product is annotated as olfactory receptor 11L1-like. The transcript has a single exon. NCBI's taxonomy places the organism in Eukaryota, Metazoa, Chordata, Amphibia, Anura, Pelobatidae. The record is from RefSeq and is a predicted model, not a curated record. Gene Ontology annotation, cellular component: membrane. Gene Ontology annotation, molecular function: G protein-coupled receptor activity; olfactory receptor activity. The coding region runs from base 1 to 924 and encodes 307 amino acids. Gene Ontology annotation, biological process: G protein-coupled receptor signaling pathway.
AUGACUGGAAAUAAUGAAUCGAGAGUCACAGAAAUCAUACUUCUAGGCUUUGGAAAUCUUUAUGGGUUCAACAUUUUAAUUUUCAUCAUAUUCCUUAACAUUUUCUUGUUCACAGUAACUGGAAAUCUUCUGAUCAUUCUGUUAGUUUCCAUCAGCCGUCACCUUCAUUCUCCCAUGUACUUCUUCCUUUGUCAUCUAUCAAUGUCUGAUAUUGUGCUCACAAUGAAUAUUCUCCCCAACUUGCUGGGAGCAACCUUAAAUGGUGGGAAAAGAAUGACCAUUGUUGGCUGUAUAACUCAAUGUUACUUUUUUAGUGGUGUCAUGGUAGUAGAAACCUUCCUGCUUUCAGUGAUGUCCUAUGAUCGAUACCUGGCUAUAUGUGUCCCAUUGCGUUACGUCACUAUCAUGGACAUUACAUUGUGCACCUGUCUGUCUGUCUUACCCUGGGUGUUAGGAUUUUCCCUGAACCUAAUAGGUAUCAUACCUAUAUCCAACUUUCAGUUCUGUGAAGGAAACAUCAUUGACCAUAUAUUUUGUGAUAUUUCCCCUCUCCAAAAACUUUCAUGUUCAGACAAGUCUCUGGUGGAGUUUCUAGCCUUUUUAUCUUCCACUCCUUUAUUUAUUUGUCCUUGUGUUUUUAUCAUAGUGACUUAUGUUCAUAUCUUCCUUAUGAUACUUAGGAUCCCUUCUACCACCGGAAGACAGAAAACCUUUUCAAACUGCAGUUCCCACCUUCUCGUGGUUAGUGCAUUCUAUGGGACGUUAAUAACCAAGUAUAUGAUACCAUCCGUAGGUCAUUCAUUGCUUUUGAAUAAGAUUAUAUCAUUGCUGCAUACUGUGUUUACCCCACUAUUUAACCCUUUUGUAUACAGUCUAAGAAACCGAGACUUCAGGGAAGCACUAAGAAAGAUUUCUAAACGUUAG